AUGGUGCAGGUAGCCCUGGUGGCUCCAGCUUCCGUCUCAAGAGGUCAAACGUGCCCUACGACUUACCAGCCAGUGUGUGGCUCCAACGGGAGAACAUACAGAAACAUCUGCAUAGCUCGGAGGGAAGGAGCCCGAUCAGUGCGUCAAGGUGCUUGUUCUCAAGCACAGAGUAGAAGGCAAGCGUGUAAUUGUUCCAACAGCCGGAGCCCUGUGUGCGACACAGAAGGCAACACGCACCAGAACAGGUGCUUCUUGCAAUGCAGAAACAAGAGGCUUGCUUACAAUGGCCAGUGUAGGAGCUCAGCAGGAUGCAGCUGCCCUGAAAUGUACAGCCCUGUAUGCGACACUCAGGGGCAAACGCACGUGAGCGAAUGCAAAAUGAAGUGUCAGCGUAGAAGUAUUGCCCACUCGGGCCCUUGCGCUUCUUCAUACGGUUGCGGUUGCCCCGCUCAGUUCCAGCCCGUCUGCGAUACUCAGGGCAACAAUCACCCCAGCAGAUGCGCUCUUCAAUGCGCCCGUGCUCGGUUUGCAUACGAUGGCAGCUGCUUACGCUUUGGAAGUCGUUAA
Messenger RNA from Eimeria acervulina, 567 nucleotides. Its product is annotated as serine proteinase inhibitor TgPI-2, putative. The coding region runs from base 1 to 567 and encodes 188 amino acids. The record is from RefSeq and is a predicted model, not a curated record. NCBI's taxonomy places the organism in Eukaryota, Apicomplexa, Conoidasida, Eucoccidiorida, Eimeriidae. The transcript has 6 exons. Gene Ontology annotation, molecular function: protein binding.